AUGGUGCCGUCCUCCUUCAAUUCCUCCACCUCCUGCUCGGCAACGCGGCGAAGGAAGCGCUCUACCUCCACCAGCCAGCUCUCCAACCUGGUCGUGGAGCUUCCGACGGAGCCUUCGGGAGAGUCCACCGUCACCGCCACUCUGCCCGACGACCUCCGCCCCGGCACGCCCUCCUUCGGCGUCGCCUCCACUCCGGAAAUCCUUGAGAUGGUUAAAAUCGGAAAAAUCGACCUCCCAAUGCAGAGCUUGACCAUCACGGCUCCAGCGCCCUCCGUCAGGAGCGCGAACUUGAGCGCCGACGGCAGUGUGCUCGUGGUGGAGUUCGACCUCAACGUGGAGUCUGACGCUGAGUGCCGCGACAUCAUAGACUGGCCGUGGGUCGAUUCCAGACAAAAAUCCCCCUCGCCGGAGUGCCGCUUCCGAGCCGCCACGCUGACCGUGCACCUGGGAACGGGAAUCGCCGUCGAGCCCAAUUCCAGCCUCACAUUCCGGGCGAAGAACGGCAUCAGGAGGGCCUUCGGGGACGCGAACACGGCGCCCGAGGCCUCGGGGAGUUUCGUGGCACGGCGCUUCGGGCCCCCGGCACGCUUGAAGUUCCAGUUAACAGGCGACGGUCAAACUUGCAAUGCUAGCAAUGUGGAAGCGACUGUGAGCAACAUCUGGGGCGCAAAGAUCUCUGACGUCACGGUGGUGUGGAACGUGACCUGGGAACCCGGACGCAACAAAUGGAGUCAGUCAGAGACUCUCAUGGUGUGGGAGAGCGUCGAGACCAUAAAGAAUGCGAUGGUCACGGAGAAGAUGGGUAGCGGGGAGACACUGUCAGUCAGCGGGAAUUUGUUCCGUCCGGGGAUCGAGUACCUGAUCGUAGCACAGCUGGAGACGUCGGGGGGCGUGUCGAGCGAAGCGAAGGGCGUGACGGUGAAGAGCAUGGCUAUCGGCGAGGCUGUCAAGGUCAGAGUGAAGGGCCCAAGGGAGGUGUACGCCGACAGGAUGUACAAGUACACCGCUAUGCCGAUCCUAUGCUCAGAGACGGAGUCCAUUGAAGAUCUGAAUUUGAAGUACUACUGGAGUUUGGACGUGGAGGGAGCGAGCCUGUCGCACGAGGAAGGCCAGAUGGCUACCCUUCCCGCUGGCAUCCUGCAAGGCGGCAGAACCUCCAUUCUCACCGUCACGGUUAUUGCCGACGACCCGGAGAUCAUGGGCACUGGCCAGGCGGAACUGACCGUGCUGCCUCAGGGCAUCGAGGUGAUUGUGGCCACCGACUCCGUCAGGAUCGGCGCCACGGCUUCUCUCACGCUCGACGCUUCGGGAUCCAAGGACCUGGACAAUCUGCCGGGCGAUCUCAACUUCAGGUGGAGUUGCAUGACCAUAGACGAUCUCGGGUGCUUUGUGCAGGCGGACGGCCAGCUGACUCGGUUCGAGACCCACAUUCCCGAGGCCGAUUUGUCGGCGUCCGUCUUGGUCGUCCCGCCUGAGACGCUUCCGGUUGGCAAGUGA
Penaeus vannamei (Pacific white shrimp) is the source of this 1497-nucleotide messenger RNA. The record is from RefSeq and is a predicted model, not a curated record. Lineage: Eukaryota; Metazoa; Arthropoda; Malacostraca; Decapoda; Penaeidae.